Sebastes umbrosus (honeycomb rockfish) is the source of this 2116-nucleotide messenger RNA. It is a transcript of the gene fkbp10a, whose product is annotated as FKBP prolyl isomerase 10a. The record is from RefSeq and is a predicted model, not a curated record. Bases 239 to 1936 code for a protein of 565 amino acids. Gene Ontology annotation, molecular function: peptidyl-prolyl cis-trans isomerase activity. Lineage: Eukaryota; Metazoa; Chordata; Actinopteri; Perciformes; Sebastidae. The transcript is spliced from 10 exons.
GUUAAAGUAUGUCGAAAAAAGUCAUAGUAUAGCAUGUAAAAAAAAUGACCCCUGGUCUAGACUCUUAUUUUGUAAUCGUAACCGGAAGUAGUCGGUCUCACUCCAGCAGUCACCGUGGACCAGACUUCUCUCGGUAACGUUGCUUCUCUCUCCACUUCUUUUUCAUCCUCAUCACCGCUGUGUCCGGUAGGCGGGCUCUCUCUCUCUGCUCUGUGAGCUUCCGCAGUUAUUCUCCCAGAUGGAUCUGAUAAUAUUAACGGUGUUAUCUUGUGUCGUCACUGUGAACUGCGACCCUGCGGGGCCGUUAGUGGACGUCGUCGUCGACCGGUACGACAUACCGAGAGUUUGUCCUCGGGAAGUGCAAACAGAAGACUUUAUCCGUUAUCAUUUUAACGGUUCCUUCUAUGCGGACGGGAAAAAGUUUGACUCCAGUCAUGACCGAGGCAAAGCCUUCAUCAGCCAGGUUGGCCUUGGCAGACUCAUUACAGGGAUGGAUCGUGGUCUUCAGGGCAUGUGUGUCAAUGAACGGAGGAGGAUCACAAUCCCCCCACACUUGGCCUAUGGAAGCAUCGGGACAGGUGGUGUAAUUCCUCCUGACGCUAUGUUGUUGUAUGAUGUUCUCUUGCUGGACAUAUGGAACACCGAGGACAAGGUCGAGAUCCGCACUUUCAGCAAACCUACAAUCUGCAACCGCACAGCUGCAGCAUCGGAUUUCGUGCGUUACCACUAUAACGGCACCCUGCUGUCUGGUGCAGCCUUCGACUCCAGUUACUCGAGGAACACGACCUACAACACCUACUUGGGACAGGGCGACCUCAUUAAAGGCAUGGACGAGGGUCUGUUGGGCAUGUGUGUCAGGGAGAGAAGGCUCAUCAUCGUCCCACCCUUCAUGGCGUAUGGAGAGACCGGCCAUGGAACUCUGGUCCCUCCUCAGGCUACGCUGGUGUUUGAGGUGCUGCUGGUUGAUGUGUUCAACCCUAAGGAUGAUCUGAUUGUGGAGGUGAAGGAGGUGCCUGAAGGCUGCAGCCGCCGGACGGUGACUGGAGAUUACAUCCGCUACCACUACAACGGUACCUUCCAGGACGGCACGGCCUUCGACUCGAGCUACAAGCGAAACAGCACCUAUAACACUUACAUCGGCAUGGGAUAUGUGAUCCGAGGUGUGGACAAUGCCCUGCAUGGGCUGUGCAUAGGAGAGAAGAGAAGGAUUACUGUCCCUCCUCACAUGGCCUAUGGCGAAGACGGAGUUGGAGAACUCAUUCCUGGCUCUGCUGUGCUGGUCUUUGACAUUCACGUCAUUGAUUUCCACAACCCCAAAGACCCGGUUGACAUUAAAGUUACCCACAAGCCUCAGGAAUGCAAAGUGACCAGUGAAGCUGACGAUUUGAUUCAGUAUCGUUAUAAUUGCUCCUUGAUGGACGGCACCCUGCUGUACUCCUCGGACCACUACGACUCGCCUUCCAUCACAACUCUCGGAGCGGACAAGGUGAUCCCGGGUCUGGAGAAAGGUUUGAGUGGCAUGUGUGAGGGCGAGAAGAGGGAGGUGGUCUGUCCACCACACUGGGGACAUGGUGAAAAUGGAGCUGGAGAAGUUCCCAGCAGUGCAGUGCUCUUCUUUGAGUUGGAGUUAGUGGAGCUGCAAAAGGGAGUGCCUGAAGGCUAUAUGUUCGUGUGGCUGGGAGACGGCCCAGAUUCCCUUUUUCCUGCUAUGGACCUCAAUGGUGACAAAGAGGUUCCUCUAGAGGAGUUUUCAGCCUUCAUCAUGCUACAAGUUAAAGAGGGCAAAGGUCGUCUUCGGCCAGGGGUCGAUGCCGACAGCAUCAUCAGGGACAUGUUCAAUAACCAGGACUACAAUAAAGAUGGGAAGAUUGUAGAAGAUGACCUGAAACUUGAGGUGGAUGACGAGCCUAAAGAAACAACACGAGAUGAGCUGUAAAGGGGAAAGGUACCGUAUUUCAUUGGUGGCAAAGGACAGGCAUCCAAUGGCUGAGGUUAUAAUGUCAUCUUAGCAACUGUCGUGCAACUAUUUUGAAAAAUGUUUCAGAGAUUGAAACAUUGAAGAGCCUUUAUUUAAGGCAGUAAGAUAGUUGGCUUUGCUAGAUUCUGUUAAAAAAAA